UGCUGUUGCCAAGAAGUUGUCGAGAAGUUUCUCUUUCUUUCUUUAAUCCAGUACUUCUGAUUGUCUAUAAUUGGACCUCCUGGUGAAUACUAAUCACGCAUGCAGAGAUCGGGAUGACUUCUUCCAUUACCUUUCAAGGACCUUCUUCCUCUUCCCUAUACUUUUCUUCUUCUAAUUCCAUCCGACAAUGGAAUCAUGAUGUAUUCUUGAGUUUUAGAGAAUCCAGAUGGUGCUUAGACGAGUUAUUGAAGAUUCUUGAUUGCAAGGAAACAAUGAAACAAAUUGUUCUACCAAUUUUUUAUGACGUAGAUCCAUCGGAAGUACGACAUCAAAAAGGAAUUUUUGGAAAAUCAUUCACCAAACUUGCAGAGAAGAUCAAGAAUAACGUAAAGGUGCUGGAGUGGAAGAUAGCUUUGAAAAAAGUAGCCGAUUUGUCCGGGUUCCAAUUAGCGAGCUUCCGGAAUGAAUCGGAACUUAUCCACACAAUAACUCACUGGGUGGACUUAAGAAUGGUAAACCAUACAUCUUUACAUGUAGCCAAGUAUCCAGUUGGAAUAGAGUAUCGUGUACAAGAUGUUUAUCCACAUUUAAGUAUUGGAAGGAAUGAUAUUACAUGCAUGAUAGGGAUAUUUGGAGCUGGUGGAAUUGGUAAGACAACUAUUUCAAAAGAGAUCUAUAACAUGAUUUAUUCUCAAUUUGAAGGGAGUUGUUUCUUGAAAGACAUUAGAGAAACUUCAAAGCGAGCGAAUGGCCUAAUUCAGUUGCAAAACAAACUUCUUUUUGAAAUCUUAGGAAUAGAUCUGGAUGUUCGUGAUAUAGAUAGAGGAGUCAAUGUGAUUCGGCAUAGACUUCGCUCUAAAAGGGUUCUCCUCAUUCUGGAUGACGUGGAUGAGUUAGUCCAACUAGAAAAUUUAGCUGGAGAUCGCAAUUGGUUUGGUUUAGGAAGCAGGAUCAUCAUAACAACAAGAGAUCGACAUUUACUAAAUAACCCUAAAGCUGAUUCAGUAUAUGAGGUGAAGAUAUUGGACUACAAUGAAGCUCUUCGACUCUUUAGUUGGCAUGCUUUUGAGAAUGAAGAACCGAUUGAAAAUUAUGUGGAACUCUCUAAACAAGUAUUGAAAUAUGCUCGAGGCCUUCCACUAAUUUUAACAAUUUUAGGUUCGGAUCUAAAAGGUCGAAGUAUACAUCAAUGGGAAAGUGCAUUGAAUAAGUAUAGAAAAACUCCUAAUGGAAAUAUUCAGAAAGUACUUCAAAUAAGUUAUGAUGGGUUGGAUAAUAAUGAGAAGGAUAUGUUCCUUGAUAUUGCAUUUUUCUUCAAAGGAGAACACUUGGAUGAUGUCAUAAAAAUAUUUGACAGUUGUGGUUUUUCACCAGAUCAUGGUAUCAACAGGCUUAUAGACAAGUGUCUUAUUACUGUUGAUCGUGAUAAUAAAUUGGGGAUACAUGACAUGCUACAAGAUAUGGGUCGAGAAGUUGUUAGACUACAAUCACCCAAAGAACUUGGUAAACGCAGUAGAUUGUGGUUUCAUGAGGAUGUUCGUCAUGUGUUAGAAGAAAGUACGGGAACAAACAAAGUUGAAGGCAUGGUAAUAGAUUUGCCCGAUGGCGAAGACAUCAUAAACUUGGGUUCUGAUGCCUUUGUAUCAAUGAAAGGACUUAGAGUUUUUAUAAAUCGUAAUGCACGUUUUUCUGAGGGGCCUAAUUAUCUCUCUAACGAGUUAAGAGUACUUGAUUGGUCUAAAUAUCCUAUGCAAGCUUUACCACCCAAUUUCAAUGGAAAGAAACUCAUCAUCUUUCGAAUGCGUGAUAGCUUGGUCAUGGAGUUAGGCCAAAGAUUCAAGAACUUGCGGACUAUGGAUCUCAUUGAUUGUAAUUUCUUAACAAAAAUCCAAGAUCUUUCAAGUGCUUCAAAUUUGAAGGAAUUGAAAGUCGAAUAUUGUGCAAGUCUAAUUGAGGUGCAUGAUUCUGUUGGAUUCCUUGAUAAUCUUUCUUUUUUGUCUUUUGAACAAUGCCCUAACCUCUCCAUAUUGCCAAAAAGUCUCAAGUUGAGAUCUUUAUAUAUUCUUAAGCUUGAAGAUUGCCCAAGCUUUCGUAAUUUUCUUGAAAUCAAGGGUAACAUGGAAAAUUUAUGUACAUUACAUGUAGUGGGCACUGCAAUUGAAGAACUACCUUUAUCCAUAGGGAAUCUAGUGGGGCUUGAUCUUUUAAAUCUAAGCAACUGCAAAAAACUUACUCGUCUCCGAACUUGCAUUCUUCAGUUGCAGCAUCUACGUCGGGUUUGCAUCAGGGAUUGUCAAAAUAUUUUAAAUUUUGGAAAGAUGGGUUAUAAAAGACAACCCAUUCUGGCUAUUAAGUCUACAACAAUGGAAGACGAGAUAUCUUCAAGUGAAGAACAACUCCAUGAAUUGCCGCCUCUAGCAAGUUCAAGCCAUGGGAGCACUGCAUUACAAGUGUUGAAUCUUCCAAAUUGUUCUCAAUCAGAAUCAAAUUUCUUUCCAUUAUCAAAUUUCUUUACCAUGUUUAAUUCCUUGGCCAGUUUGUCUUUCUUGGAUUUAUCGGGGAGUGAAAUUGUUAGCCUUCCCACUAGCAUCAAAGGAUUUGUCAAACUGGCUUACCUUGACUUGAGCCAUUGUGAGAAACUUGAAGAAAUACCAGAACUUCCACCAAAUAUAGACCAAGUAGAUGCUUGUGGAUGCAAGUCCUUAGAAAGAUUUCCAGAAGCAUCAAAAAUAUUGCAAUUGCAUAGAAACCGCAUCAGAUCAUUAGCAUUGAUUAACUUGUCCCACUGUGACAAAAUGCACGUGAAUAUAUGGAAUCGUCAUGGGCCAAAUCCUUUAUUGCAAAAGGGACAUUAUCAUAUAGUGUCAUCAAAUGGUGGGCGUUUUACGAGGCCUGAUGAUGUCCAACUGAGUGGAACAAAAGCAUGGGUUAUAGAUAUUGAGGGGCCACACAAUUUGGAGAAUAUAAGUGGGAUAGCAUUAUAUUGCGUUGUGUUUUUCAAUCGAGAUGACUGGUUGUGGGAUCAGAUAAGGGCUGAGAUAACAAGUGACGUCUCAAAUCAUAUAUGCUACAUUGAAAGAGGGUAUGGGUGGCAUACUCAUCAAUAG
Molecule: messenger RNA, 3107 nt
Organism: Juglans microcarpa x Juglans regia
Lineage: Eukaryota; Viridiplantae; Streptophyta; Magnoliopsida; Fagales; Juglandaceae
Product: disease resistance protein RUN1-like
Exons: 7
Coding region: 114-3107 (997 amino acids)
Biological process (GO): signal transduction; defense response
Molecular function (GO): ADP binding
Source: RefSeq, a predicted model, not a curated record